Messenger RNA from Columba livia (rock pigeon), 3294 nucleotides. RefSeq names its product Rho GTPase activating protein 44 (gene ARHGAP44). The record is from RefSeq and is a predicted model, not a curated record. Gene Ontology annotation, molecular function: GTPase activator activity; protein binding. NCBI's taxonomy places the organism in Eukaryota, Metazoa, Chordata, Aves, Columbiformes, Columbidae. Gene Ontology annotation, biological process: negative regulation of Rac protein signal transduction; positive regulation of GTPase activity; neurotransmitter receptor transport, endosome to postsynaptic membrane. Gene Ontology annotation, cellular component: postsynaptic density; presynaptic active zone; cytoplasm.
AGCGGGGGGCGCGGAACGCAGGCGGAGGCGCGGAGCCGCGCAGGGGCGGCGGGCCCGGCCCGGCUCGGCCCGGCUCAGCCCAGCCCGGCUCGGCCCAGCCCGGCUCAGCCCGGGCGAGGAUGCGGGAGGGGCGGCCCGCGACCCCCGCUGCCCGCCCGCGCUGCCCGGGCGAGGGGCGCCCGCCCCGCCGCCACCAUGAAGAAGCAAUUCAACCGCAUGCGCCAGCUCGCCAACCAGACCGUGGGCAGGGCUGAGAAGACGGAGGUUUUGAGUGAAGAUCUCCUGCAGGUGGAGAAGCGGCUGGAGCUGGUGAAGCAGGUCUCGCACAGCACCCACAAGAAGCUGACGGCAUGUCUGCAGGGCCAGCAAGGCGUGGACGCCGACAAGCGCUCGAAGAAGCUGCCGCUGACCACGCUGGCACAGUGUUUGAUGGAGGGAUCGGCUGUGCUGGGCGACGACUCCCUGCUGGGGAAGAUGCUGCGGCUGUGCGGGGAGGCGGAGGACAGGCUGGCGCAGGAGCUCAUCCACUUCGAGCUGCAGGUGGAGCGGGACGUCAUCGAGCCCCUCUUCGUGCUGGCUGAGGUGGAAAUCCCAAAUAUCCAAAAGCAGAGGAAGCACUUGGCGAAGCUUGUGCUGGACAUGGACUCCUCCAGGACGCGGUGGCAACAGUCGGCCAAGUCCUCGGGUCUGGCCAGCAACCUGCAGCCCUCGGGCGCCAAAGCUGACGCUCUGCGGGAGGAGAUGGAGGAGGCGGCCAACAGAGUGGAGAUCUGCAGGGACCAGCUCUCGGCUGACAUGUACAAUUUUGUGGCCAAAGAAGUAGACUAUGCAAACUAUUUUCAAACCCUGAUCGAGGUGCAGGCAGAGUACCAUCGGAAAUCCUUAGCGCUUCUGCAGAAUGUUCUGCCACAGAUUAAAGCCCAGCAGGAGGCGUGGAUGGAGAAGCCGUCCUUCGGGAAGCCCUUGGAGGAGCACCUGGCCGUCAGCGGGCGGGAGAUCGCCUUCCCGGUGGAGGCGUGUGUCACCAUGCUGCUGGAGUGCGGCAUGCAGGAGGAGGGUCUUUUCCGAGUGGCUCCCUCAGCCUCCAAGCUGAAGAAGCUGAAGGCUGCACUGGACUGCUGCGUGGUGGACGUGCAGGAGUACUCGGCUGACCCACACGCCAUCGCAGGAGCCCUCAAGUCCUACCUGCGAGAGCUGCCAGAGCCCCUCAUGACAUUUGAGCUGUAUGAGGAGUGGAUCCAGGCCUCCAACAUCCCGGAGCAGGAGAAGCGGCUGCAGGCUCUCUGGAGCGCCUGCGAGAAGCUGCCCAAAGCCAACUACAACAACAUCAGGUACCUGAUUAAAUUCCUGGCCAAGCUGACCGAGUACCAGGACACAAAUAAAAUGACACCGAGCAAUGUGGCCAUUGUGCUGGGGCCCAACCUCCUCUGGCCACAGGCGGACGGGAACAUGACGGAGAUGAUGACAACUGUCUCGCUGCAGAUCGUGGGCAUCAUCGAGCCGCUCAUCCAGCAUGCAGACUGGUUCUUCCCCGGAGACAUUGAGUUCAAUGUGACGGGGAACUACGGCAGCCCCAUGCACGUCAACCACAACGCCAACUACAGCUCCAUGCCCUCCCCGGACAUGGACCACGCCGACCGGCGGCAGCACGACCAGACACGGCGGCCCCUCAGUGUGGCCACAGACAACAUGAUGCUGGAGUUUUACAAGAAGGAUGGCCUUAGGAAAAUCCAAAGCAUGGGCGUCAGGGUGAUGGACACCUCGUGGGUGGCUCGCCGAGGCACCUCGGGGGUGCGCAAGGCAUCGUCCACCCCACCGGCCACUCAGCCCCCCGCGCCGCCCGCCGAGCUCCCUGCCGUGCCCCACUCACCUAUUCCCGAGCAGUCACCGGAUAUUUCAGCCACCCCCUCCCCACCUCCCACCAGCUUCGGCUUCCCCCCAGGAGCCGAGCGGACAAGCACUUUAAAGCCCAAGGAGCUCUCCCCCGGGCCUGGGCAGCCGCCGCCCGCCGCCCCCCCCGCCCCCGCCGAGCAGAGCCCGCACGCCCCGCGCAAAGUGGCCAAGAAGCUGGCGCCCAUCCCGCCGCAGGGGGGGACGCAGCCCUCCCCCGCCAGCCUCUCCCCCACCCCCCCUAGCACCCCCUCCCCUUACGGCCCCCCCGCGCCCUCCCCGGGGCCCUGCCUGUUCCCCCCGCAGCCCUCCCCCCCCCCCCCCCCGCCUCCCCCGCCCCCCCCGCUCCUGCCCCCGCCCGCCAGCACCGCCCCUAAAUCUCGCCCCGCCCCCAAAACGCGGCCCCGCCCCUCGCUGCCCCCGCCCCCCCAGCCUCCCCCUACCCCCGCCGCCCCCCAAACCCCGGAGCUGCCCCGCACGGACACCGCGGGGGACGGAGCCCUGACAGGUCUGCUCCGUUUUGAGGUCCCCUCGCUCCAUGUCCCCCCGGAUGCCACCAUGCGCCGGGACCCGCUGGAGGCAUCGCAGAGACUCUCGGGGCUGCAGCAGCAGGAGGAGGAGGAAUCGGAGAGCACAGCCCUAUGACAGUGUCCCUGGCCCCCAGCUCACCCAUGUGGCACCCAGGGGCCAGCACCGGCCACCGGCACCGAGGGCCACCGGCAAGGCACCCAGUUCGGGGGUGGUUGCUGCUCUUUAUUUCAUUUUUUUUUUUGGCCUUAUCCAGACUUUGCCUUUCAACUGGGUGCCUGUGCCUCCCCUCCCACCCCCACCCCGCAGCACCCACGGUCCUGCAGUGAUGCCACCGUCUCCUCUGUGUUCCCAUGGUGGGUGGCGCUGGGUACCGGCCAGGUGACAACGAGCUUGCCAGCGCUUUGCAGCGGGAUUUCAUUUCUUUGGCUUCUUCCCCCUCCACUUGUUUGCCGGAGCAGGACGGGACCUGACCAGCAAUAACCUGGGGAUGCAGGAUGUGGCCCCCCCGGGCUCUCGGGGUGCCGGUGGGCGAGGGCAUGCGUCCCUUGGCACCCGCUGUCCCCAUGGGUUGGUGGCUUUGGUUGUGCAUGUGAAGAGAAAUUAACCUUUUAUCCUUUCCAGAGAGAGAGAAGAGAGAUAUAUAUAUAUAUCGGCAGAGAUAUAUAUAUUAUAUAUUUGUAUAUAUAUAGAAAAAAUAUAUAGAGAUUUGUUUUACUUGGAGCCAUUCCCACCCACCCGGUGCACAGAGGGAGGAUGGAAAUGGCAGCGCUUUGCCCCCCUCAACCCUGCUCGCCCUGUGCCCCUUGCCCCAGGCGGGUACCGGGGCACCAGCACCCCAAGGCGAUCAAUAAAUCCGUGUGCCACCUGCUCUGA